AUGGCCUGGGCAUUAGAUGAAGCUGUGGAACAGCUUGAGAGUGUUGCAAAUCUGCCUCCAAAGCAGCGGCAUACCAACGUUGCGGAGCUGGUGAAAGUGAUAGUCUCAUCUGCCUUUGAAUCCGGGCUGGACGUAGACACACUGAACCGUAUCCUGAACGUCAUCGUGUCAUCUCGACACCUUGACCAGUCGACUGUGACUUCAAUAAUAAAAAAUCUUUACCCUGCUGAAAGAGUUCCAUCAACAACUGUUUCGAGAGUGAUUUGCUCCUUGGGAGCUGCAAAAUCCAAGCCGUCUCCAGCCACGCAAAAUUUACUGCUGAGAUGGCUUCUACUGGUUUACGAUAGCCUGAUGAGCCAGGCUCAUCUGGGGAAAUUCUAUAGCGUCCUCUUCGAUAACUUGGAUAUGAUUAGUUUGCGCCGCCCGAUUUGUCAUAUCCUCUCGCUCAUCACUCGGAGGAAACACAUUAAGCCAUUCCGUGUUUGGGCUCUCUUGGAGCUUAUCCGGAACACGGGCGGUGAUGAAAGAGAGCUCUGGGGACUGCUACGAGUGUAUAAAAGCUACUAUCCUGACAUUAUCAUUGAUGAUACGGCGAUCCCUCGCCGGCGAGCAACCUACUUUUUCAAACAUCCGGACCCGGAAUGGACCGCACACAUGAAAAUGCUUCAGGAGAGAGCUGCAAAUUCUGCUCCCCAGUCUGCCCCAGAAGCCUUCCAGACUAUUCGUCGAGAUGGUGUCAAAAGGAGUCGGAUUGAGGUUGUUAUUCCCGUUCCUAAAACUUCCCGAGUCCGACCCGGUUUUACUUCUCUAGAAGAACUUAGCAAUGUGCGGGAUUUCGUCAACAAACUGGACAAAAUUGAACUUCCGAAUCAGAUAGCCUCUGCUUUAAUAGAGCCCCUGAAUCAGAAAUUCUUGCUUCUGGCGCAGAAUAAGGAAGCACUACAGAGGAUGGAAAGCUGGCUUACAAGUUUCUUCGAAGAUGAACUGGAUCAACUGAGAGAAGAAAACAGCUCAUCAGAAGAACUGGCAUUUGUCCUGGAUAACCUAGUACGGUAUGUGAGAUAUACAAAGGUCUUUCCUAGCUGUGUUGAAAAGUUUCUCCAAAAUUACUUGCUGGUAUGGGAUGGGACAAGCCAUCGAGCAGCGAUGAUCAAUCUGCUAGAAUAUGCGCCUAUGCGUGAUCACCUUUAUCAACAAUAUUUUGUCAGCGUGGAGAAUGCGAUUCUGGACAACUCCAUAGAGUCCAAGAGUCUGGUUCUCCAGUAUUACACGCUACUUCCGCCUCCAUCCGCUUCAGAUGCCAAGUCAGUCAAGGACUACUGGUCCUCUAGCUCACCUGUCCUUUGGUUUUACAUACAGCUGGCCGAGUUAUACCUUCAUGCUCCGACUAACCAUCUGAUACGGCUAAAUACCCCUCCUCCUGAGAGUGUAUACCUCCUGGCUUUCACUCCGGUUCUCAGCCAUAUGUCGUUGAUGAGCAAUGUGAUAGCAAUCUAUAAAUCUUCCUUUGAAGAGUCACUAGCAACUACAGCUUCUGCAGAUGGUUCUUCCAGAAAGCCAUACCCAGAUGCUGUGGUAACCAGCCUCAAUGGACAUGUCCUAGACAUCUGCAACCUAUUAUGGCGGAACAGAGGGUUAAAUAGCGAUGAGCCUAAUGCCCUAGGCUGCCUUGUGAGAAGCGAAGUAGUUGAAUUGCUCACCGAAUAUAUCCAGGAAGUCGGCGAGGACCUAGCGAAAAAAGGUAAAAAUGGUGGUAUUUACAGGCUGCGGCUUGCAUCUAUAUUUUCCUUGAGCCAUCAUGCCGCGUUGUGUGGCAUGUCGGCAAUGUGUUUCAGAAAUCUAGAGUCUAUGGCUGAAAAGGAUGGAGAAGAGAUACUGGCACGGUUAACGUGGCCGGUGACCCAAAAGGCGCUGAAUGCUCUACAUAAAGCCGGGGGUAUCAAGGUCGACUGGCAAGAGUAUCGGCUGAAGAUGCUUGAAUGGCUGGACAAGCAUGGAUCGGAAGGAAUUGGUCGAUUAAUGAGAAGUUCAAUGAUGACCCUGAGACAAAGAUAG
This is a messenger RNA of Nannizzia gypsea CBS 118893, 2055 nucleotides long. RefSeq lists its product as hypothetical. The record is from RefSeq and is a predicted model, not a curated record. The transcript has 4 exons. Gene Ontology annotation, cellular component: nuclear body; kinetochore; cytosol. NCBI's taxonomy places the organism in Eukaryota, Fungi, Ascomycota, Eurotiomycetes, Onygenales, Arthrodermataceae. Bases 1 to 2055 code for a protein of 684 amino acids.